CGUUAAAAGGGGCGUGAAGUUUUCAGCUAGCGGCUAACCUAGCUCCUGUGAGACCAUCAGGGAUCUGCUUCAUUCUUGGCGGCGCCCAGCAGAAACGAAAAACGAAAUAGCAGAGCGAAUAACAUUUCCUGCACACACGGUUUAGUUUACUUCUGUACGCCGUGGAAACUAUCAGGCUGACGGACAGGAACAGUUAGUUGGUGUAAUGUUUACCCGGCCUCUCUGUGGACAUGGCAUUGUGGCUAUCGGCGCAAAUGCUAACUUAGCUAGUUAGCCUAGCAGGCUAUGUAGCUGCGCUGUUAGCAGUGGCUAAAACAAGCUACACAACACUAGCUUGCAUUAGCUAGAAGGUAAACUCGCGUCAUGAGAAUCUAAACAGCAGCGUCGUUAGAUAAACGCAAACGUCACCUACGUUAGACUCGAGACGAACAUUUUAUUUUGCACUCAAAGUGAGCAGCUGGUCAGUUUGGCUAACGGUAGCUAAUUUAGCGCGCUAACAUGCAGUGGUAGGUGGGCUCAGUAGCCUUUCAGUCGUCACCCACUGCUGCCGUGCACCAGCAGACUAACGGGGCGGUAGCUAUCAGUUACCGGGCAUUGUGCGGUAUGUAGCCAUGGCAUGCUAACACCAUCCAUCAGGAAAGUUUGUGACUGGUCAUAACGUUACAGACAACGUUAGCACAGGCCAGUUCAGGCUGACAAUACAGUCGUGAUAUGAAGGAUUAUAGAGAUACUGUUGUUAUGAGUGAUAGCCAGUGUUAAUUUGCUUCAACACCGGAGUUAUAUAGUCGACAGGGCCUUGCAGAUUGCAGUGGGUCAACUACAUUGCGUUAAGCUAGUUUGUCUCACGUCAGCCCAGUUGCCUGAUUGAUGAUGUUUGUUGCAGAUCAUGUAAGUUAGUGAAGUUUGGAGAGCAACAAUGUAACACCACUGAGCACGUUAACGUUAGCUAUUUUAAGUUCAUGAAUUGGUGGCGGGCAGCGUUAGCUAGCAAAAUGAACAAUUCAGGAGUCCUGCCACAAGAAAAGAUGGAGCUGGAUCUGGAGAUCCCAUCUUCGUUAGUUCAGACCGAUGGACACUUGAGACGAUCCAACAGUGCACCCAUGAUAAAUGGCUUAAGUGAUAACUCCCAAGUGUUCCAGAGAGAGGUCCUGCGCAGCCGGAGAAAUAGCACUACAGUUGUCAACAGGCCCAACAUGGUCCCUUCAUCACCUAUUCGCGUCCCCAGCACCAGACUUCACCAAAUAAAACAAGAAGAGGGAGUAGACGUGAUGAACAGGGAGACUGCCCAUGAGCGGGAGGUUCAAGCUGCCAUGCAAAUGAGCCAGUCAUGGGAAGAAAGCCUUAGUCUGAGUGACAAUGACCUGGAGAAGUCUGCAUCUUCGUCUCCAAAGCGCAUCGACUUUGUGCCUGUGUCGCCUGCCCCAUCCCCGACCAGAGGGAUAGGGAAAAAGAAGCAGUGUUUCUCUCCUUCACUACAAAUACUUGUAAGCAGUAAUGGCCUAACACCCAGCCCAAUACCCAGCCCAACACGACGCUUCAGCCGACGGAGUCAAAGCCCAAUCAACUGCAUCAGAGCCAGCAUACUUGGGCCGAUGAAACGCAAAGGUGAGAUGGAGACAGAGAGUCAGCCCAAGAGGCUCUUCCAGGGUACCACCACCAUGCUGUCCUCUGAUGUCUCCAACCUGUCAGACCUCAGUUCCUGUCACUCUCCAGAUUUGCUGGAUGGCAGCCUCAGCAGCAUCGGCUCCUCCACAGACUCGCCAGGCAAAAUGGAGGGAGUGUCGCCCUCGUCAUCCAGCAACUCGCCCUUUGCUUCCCUCCAGGAUUUGUCCCCAAAGUAAGCACGGGAUAGCAAGAGACACUGUAACGGACUGGCGCCAAAAGCAUCUCUCCAGGGAACAAGUUUCCUUCUCAGACCCUCCAUCUCACCAUCGCCUAGAUUUAGUCCAAGUGGAAUUUUCCACUUAUGUUAUUGAGCGGCAGUCAUGGCUACACUGUGGAGGGUCUAGAUGUGUUUGAAGUAAGGAAACUAAAGCCAUGGAUGAGUUUUAGCAUAGAAGGAGUAAGCCUAGUGAAACUAGGAAUGACUGAAGACACUGUGAGCACCAGCUGCUAGUAGAGGAUUUGGAUGGUGCUUGGCUUCAUAGUGAUAUUGUGUUCAUAAGUGGCUAUAUGCUUCUGUCCUACCAGUUCCCCUCACUGGAGAGAGACAUUGAGCACUGGACAAAGAAAUGACUAUUUGGAUGUGUACAUUUUCCCUGUUUUCGUGCUGGAAAACUUCUGUCCACAUGCCUUUGUAUGUACACAGUCUGCAGAUUUUGUAAGAAAAUAUUUAACUUAUUGUUUUCCGGCUUUGUUUGUAUUUAUGUACAUAGUAACCUUGUCAGAUGUCGUACAUAGUUUUAAGUUUUGGCUGUGAGGUGAAUGUGGGCACAGGUCUUCAACAGCAUAUGUUUUCUUUGUAAACGAACAUAAACUACUUGUGGGUUACACCUAUGGAGAUUUUCUUAAUAUUUUUAUGCUAUGGGCUUUGAACUGUGGUGAUUCUUUUUUUUUUCUUCCAAGUUUGGCUUUUAUGCCCCAUUCCCCAUCACUUGCUGCAUCUUUAAUUGCCUAGUGUGAGCAAUUAAUGCACCUAGCAGUUAACUGGAUGAAGUGAGAUGGUCAUCACUGUUGGGCGUUGAACACUAAAUGUUCCUCUGUAUCCUGUGUUUUUGUCAGGAUGUUUUUGUAGAUACGCAGAAAUUAUUCCGUUUUCUUUCUAAUGGGGAAAUGGUGUUAUUUAUGAUGUUAAAAAAAAAAAAAGUUUAUUAUAAGAAUUGGAUGGUGAUAGGUUUCUAUCCCCAGUAAAACCGUUCGUAUUGUCAUUCACACCAAAUCAACUGACUGCUGGAACGUGCAGCAAAAACAACAUGGCACCGUCACAUUGUGAGUAAAGAGACUGCUGUUUCUGCUGUGGUUACUUUUUUAAAAUAGCUUUUUGCACAGGAUGCUCAGUUCUGUGAUGUUUCAGCCUGUGUGUAAAGCAGAGAAGAAGUGAAACUUGAUGUUUUCUUCAGACAACAUUUAUGAAAUACAGCAUAUAGAGGUUUCACCUGUACUGUGAUUUUUUUUUUUUUUUUUUUUUUUUGCGCACCUAAAUUUGCUCUCAAAUGUCCUGGCUCUUAGUGUCCAUAGCUCCUGUGUAACGUAAACAUCUGAAGAGGGUUAUGCUGUAUGAGUUAAAGGCUAACUCUGUAACCUUUAAUGUGUAUGUACAAAAGAAAGUGAUUGUAAAUCAUUUUAUGGAAGUGUGCCCUUUAAUUUAUAGAAGAGAGUGGGUGCAGUUUUUUGACUGAAUGUCUUUUUCCUUUUAUACAGAUAAGACAAUGGAAAAAGCAGUCAGCUUGCCCUGCUGUUAACAAGAUAUUUUUCCAAGAUUUUUUUUCUCAGUCAUCUAAUGAAGUGUUCAGGGCAUGACUUUGGCAAAUAAUCUUAUACCAUUGUAAGACUGCAAUGAAAAGGCUGUAAUCUGCCAAGCUGGCUCACACCUCGCCUAUGCUUGUGUCUUUUGUGAUUGCAAUCGUAGCGAACAUCAGGACUAAAUAAAUUAUUUCUUUAUUAUG
Epinephelus fuscoguttatus (brown-marbled grouper) is the source of this 3605-nucleotide messenger RNA. It is a transcript of the gene pabir2, whose product is annotated as PABIR family member 2. NCBI's taxonomy places the organism in Eukaryota, Metazoa, Chordata, Actinopteri, Perciformes, Serranidae. The coding region runs from base 960 to 1841 and encodes 293 amino acids. Gene Ontology annotation, molecular function: protein serine/threonine phosphatase inhibitor activity. The transcript has 10 exons. The record is from RefSeq and is a predicted model, not a curated record.